GUAAGUAAGCUCCCUAAACCCUAACUGUCACUGCCUUUACCUUUAUUCUUCUUGUGUGCCUCGAUUUCGAUUCGUUCCUAUCAUUCAUACUUUUCAAUUCGCUGUUAAUUUCCACUCCUCGUUCCGUUAGUUAUGAAUUUCACUUUUAAUUUUGUUUUAUUGGGUUAAUCUAUCUUCUUAAUUCUGCUGGUUGCUUUUGUUUUGCUUGGUUUACUUUAUUUGAGUAGAUUGAUCACUGCUCGGAGCAGCAUGUGCUAGCUUCUGUUGCUUUGUUUGCCAAUUGAUUUCGUUAUUGCUGAAGAUUCUGCGCGAAAUGGAUUUGGUAUCCAGUUGCAAGGAAAAAUUGCAAUGUUUUCGUAUAAAAGAGCUCAAAGAUGUGCUCACUCAGUUAGGACUUUCAAAGCAGGGAAAGAAGCAGGAUCUUGUCGAUAGGAUAUUAUCUAUUCUCUCUGAUGAACAAGAAGUAGAUGGAAUGUGCGCUAGAAGCCAUGGAGAUCUGACUCAUACAGAAUCCACCUGUGUCCCCACAACCACCGGAGCCAUCAGACUCUAGCUCACAUGUGAUGACCAGUGGUUUAUUCACUGCUAAGUCAUCAUGGUGAGGACCUGAGAGUUUCCAAAAUGUGGGCUAAGAAGAAUGCUGUUGGAAAAGAACAGGUGGCAAAAUUUGUGGAUGACAUAUAUAGAAAAUUGCAGGCAGCGGGGGCUAUUGAUCUAGCAUCCAAGGGACAGGGUGCCUCAGAUUGCAGUAGUUUGAAAAUUAAACGUGAAGUUGAUGAUUCCUUUCAAGCUGAUACGAAGAUUCGCUGUCUGUGUGGAAGUUUAUUGGAAACAGAGUCAUUGAUAAAGUGUGAAGAUACAAGAUGUAGUGUGUCACAGCAUAUCAACUGUGUUAUUAUUCCAGAAAAACCUAUGGAAGGAAUCCCACCAGUUCCUGAUAAAUUCUAUUGUGAAAUAUGUCGACUCACUCGUGCCGACCCGUUUUGGGUUUCAGUCGCACACCCUUUGUUUCCUGUGAAGUUGACUACAACCAAUAUUCCAACUGAUGGAACCAACCCAGUACAAAGUGUGGAAAGAACAUUUCAACUCACUAGAGCAAACAAGGAGUUGGUAUCAAAAUCAGAAUAUGAUGUUCAGGUCUGGUGUAUGCUUCUGAACGACAAAGUCCCAUUCAGAAUGCAAUGGCCGCAAUAUACAGAUCUACAGGUUAAUGGUCUUCCUGUUCGUGCAAUUAACAGACCUGGGUCGCAAUUGCUUGGGGCUAAUGGUCGUGAUGAUGGUCCAAUUAUCACGCCAUAUACAAAAGACGGAAUUAAUAAGAUUUCCUUAACAGGGUGUGAUGCUCGCAUUUUCUGUUUAGGGGUUCGUAUUGUUAGAAGGCGCAAUGUGCAACAGAUCCUAGACAUGAUUCCAAAAGUGUCUGAUGGUGAGCGUUUUGAAGAUGCUCUUGCACGGGUCUGUUGUUGUGUUGGGGGUGGAAAUGCAAAUGAUGAUGCUGAUAGUGACAGUGAUUUGGAAGUGGUUUCAGAUACUUUUAGUAUCAAUCUCCGCUGUCCAAUGAGUGGUUCAAGAAUGAAGAUUGCGGGAAGAUUCAAACCCUGUGUUCACAUGGGCUGUUUUGAUCUUGAGGUUUUUGUGGAAAUGAAUCAACGAUCAAGGAAGUGGCAGUGCCCCACGUGCCUGAAAAAUUAUGCUUUGGAGAACAUCAUUAUUGACCCUUAUUUCAAUUGUAUCACUUCUAUGAUGAAAAAUUGUGGAGAAGAGAUCACAGAGGUUGAGGUGAAACCUGAUGGUUAUUGGCGUGUUAAGGCCAAGAGUGAAAGUGAAUGCCGGGAGUUAGGUAAUCUUGCUCAAUGGCACUGUCCUGAUGGAUCCCUUGCUGUUUCUACUGAUGCAGAAGUCAAGAGAGUGGAAAAUUUAAAACUCAAAGAGGAAGGUGUUUCAGAGAGUCCUAUUGGUUUAAGACUUGGCAUCAGGAAAAAUAGUAAUGGAGUUUGGGAAGUCAACAAACCUGAGAACACAAACACCUCUUCUGGUAAUAGAUUGAAUGGUGAUUUUGGAAAUGAUGAACAUGUUGUUAUUCCCAUGAGUAGCAGUGCUACUGGAAGUGGCCGGGAUGAUGAUGAUCCUAGUGUAAAUCAAGGUGGUGGUGGGCAUAUUGAUUAUUCUACUACCAAUGGGAUUGAGAUGGAUUCACUGUGUCACAAUAAUAUUGAUUCAGCUUAUGGAUAUACUGUUCACAACACUUCUGCUCCCAUGGGUGAUGCAGAAGUUAUUGUUCUUACUGAUUCAGAAGACGACAAUGAUAUAUUGAUGUCUUCAACAAUUGGGUACAAAAAUAAUCCAACUGGUGCUGCAGUUGAUGUUUACUCAAUGCCACAGCCCAUAAUUAUUGAUUCAUAUACAGAAGAUCACAAUCUAGGUGGAAAUUCAUGCUUGGGAGUUUUUAAUAAUCCUAAUGAAGAUGAUUUUGGGAUGCCCUCCCUCUGGCCUUUGCAUUCUGGAACUCAGCCAGGUUCAGGAUUCCAAUUAUUUAGUUCUGAUGUGGAUGUGUCAGAUGCAUUGGUCCAUUUGCAGCAUGGUGAUAUUAAUUGCUCCUCGUCACUGCAUGGUUAUACAUUGGCUCCAGAUACUGCUUUGGGAUCUAGUACUCUCAUACCAGACUCCUCUUCAGGUCGACCUGAUGCUGAUUUGAAUGAUGGCUUGGUUGACAAUCCAUUGGCAUUCGCCGGAGAAGAUCCCUCUCUUCAAAUUUUUCUCCCUACUAGACCAGCAGAUUCAUCUAUGCAGCCUGAACUGAGAGAUCACGCAGACAUGUCCAAUGGUGUCUGCACUGAGGAUUGGAUCUCUCUUAGACUUGGAGAUGGUGCUGGUGGAAGUAAUGGUGAUGCAUCCGGUACAAAUGGGUUGAAUUCCAGACCGCAAGUUACACCCAGAGAAAAUGCCACAGAGUCUUUGACAGAUACUGCUUCUUUGCUUCUUGGUAUGAAUGAUGUUAGAUCUGAGAAGGCAAGCAGGCAAAGGACAGAUAGCCCUUUCUCAUUUCCCCGCCAAAAACGUUCAAAACUGCAGAAAGUUGAGCAGCAUUUUUGGUCCUUAGGAAAUGGAAGUUGAUGUGGUAUGAGGCACCUCUGGUGGAGCAGAGCUACAAAAAUUUUCCGUCAAAAUGUUUGCAACUGUAGGAUAUCCUUUCCCUAUUGGUGGUUAAGGAUGUUGGCUGCAAUGGUUUCAAUUCUUUAUGCUUAAUAUUAAAGUUGUUCAUAGGACACUCGAAAAGUCAGGGGUAUGCUAUAAUUCCCCAGUUUUCAAGGUGGAUCUGAUGGUACUGGUGUAGUGCUGCUUCGUUGUCAAGAUGGACGUUCAGAUCUGAUAGUCAAAACUUUUUGAUGUGGUGGAGGGUUCCCCGUAAAAAUAUUAUAUCUGCAAUUUUGUCUCUGCUGAGAGCAAUCAACAUGUAAAUGUUAAGCCAACAGAUUCUAUAGUAAAAUAAAAAAUAGUUUAAUCUUAUUUACACCCAGGUUGACGCUUAAUUUUUGUAAUAUAUGGUUGCCGAUAUUUGUAAUAUAUUUAAGGUACUAAAGUUGCAUCCUGGAUUGUAAAUCCUAGUGAGGUUCCUACCUUCCUGUUUAUUUAGUUACAGUUAACUGUCUUGGUAUUCUUUUGAGCAGUUUAAGCAGGUGGAGUUAAAUAGUUGAACUAUAAGCUUGCACCUCUGGACAGAUGUUAUACAAAGGGCAAAUUAUGAUAUUCUGUUCUAUCAUAGGGUUCUGGUGAUGAAGUGAUAAACUGCUACUGUAAGGUCAUACUCUGGUCCGUUUGGACAUCGAAAAAUAAGGAUAUAUGUUAUGAUGUCUCUUCUUUU
This is a messenger RNA of Abrus precatorius (Indian licorice), 3862 nucleotides long. Its product is annotated as E3 SUMO-protein ligase SIZ1-like. The record is from RefSeq and is a predicted model, not a curated record. The transcript is spliced from 18 exons. Gene Ontology annotation, biological process: protein sumoylation. NCBI's taxonomy places the organism in Eukaryota, Viridiplantae, Streptophyta, Magnoliopsida, Fabales, Fabaceae. Bases 622 to 3114 code for a protein of 830 amino acids. Gene Ontology annotation, molecular function: SUMO ligase activity; zinc ion binding.